This is a messenger RNA of Ruditapes philippinarum (Manila clam), 4213 nucleotides long. RefSeq names its product calponin homology domain-containing protein DDB_G0272472-like. NCBI's taxonomy places the organism in Eukaryota, Metazoa, Mollusca, Bivalvia, Venerida, Veneridae. The transcript has 9 exons. The record is from RefSeq and is a predicted model, not a curated record. Bases 249 to 1166 code for a protein of 305 amino acids.
AUGUCGCCAUGAUACAAUGACGUCACAGGCACCUUGCUUUGAAAAAUGCCAUUCAUAAUAACAUGUGAUAACUUUGUGUACACACAAUAAAGAAGGAGAUAAAUCAACUAGGCAAUUGUGACAUUUAUCAUCAGAGAUUCAAAUAUGAUGACUUUAUAGUGAGAAGUUUAGUGAAUGUUCCAAAGAUUGAUUGUGCCAGGGUUGUGUUCAUUUGCAUAAUUUGAAGUAAUUAUAUAACCUGUUGAGGGAUGGGCUGUGGACCAUCACAGGUUGAACCAGGGGCUAAUCCUGAUCAAAGACCCUUAGAAAAACCAAAGCAGCAAAAUGGUGCUGUUCAAAAUGGACAUACUCCAAGUGAAAUAAAUAAAAAAUCUACAAUAGAUUCUAAUGCCAACAGACCAGAUGAAGUGACUAAUAAUCCAGUUCCAAGGUCAGUAGCAUUUACAGUAGAUUUAGAUGGUAAAGAGACACAGCAAAAGUUGUUGGGAGCACCUCCUCCGAGGUUAAAGCGUCUAGAUCCAUUAAAUGUUCCAAAGUUGACGGCAGAAGAAUUGGCUGAGAAACAGAGAAUAGCGGAUGAAAAACGAGAAGCUCAAAUUAAGAGGAAGCAAAGCGCGUCCUUGAAGGCAUCAAGACGGCGACAACAAAUUUUAGAUGCUCAAAGAUAUGAUAAAGAAAUUCAACAGAAAGAGGUGGAAGGAAAGAUAAAUGAGUCUUUGAGCUCUGCUGGAAAGACUCGAGAAGCAAAACUGAAGGAUAUACAAGAGAAACAAAGAAUACGAGAAGAAAGAGCUAGACGAGCAAGAGAAAAGGUUAAGAAAAUGAAUGAUUUAGAUCAUGAACUAGAUAUAGAUGUAGAGAAAGACGAGGAUUAUAAUGCAGAAGAUGUGGAAAUGGAGAUAGACUCCUGGAUUGAAACUGAUUCCUGGCUUAAUGGUGACAACAACAACAACGAUGAAGAUGGGCAAUCUGGAGAUUCUGGUGAAAGAAUAUAUUCCGGAAGAUCUAGCCCUAAAAAACAAACAAAAGAAGGUUUAACUCGAGGUAUCAGCAGCAGGACAGUUGAUAGUUUUGAUAAUGCUUUUAAUAGAAAACCACCGAGUGCGUCACAUAUCACGUCUAACGGAACUCACGGUUCCCAACAAGACGACUUCUUUGACUCUUGACAGCAACAUUGUGAUAGAAAUCAUCAUCAUGAGUUUAGUAAUUAUCACUGACUUUCUUUAUAUUUAUUCGCUUUCUUUUUCCUAUCAAAAAUAUAUAUAAAAAAGUUAAUGUAUCCAGGCUCAGUAGAAUUUAAUGGGUAAACUUGAUGUAUUCUUAGAUGUUUGCAACAGUUUUUAUAUUAUAGACAUAUGAAUUAUGUAGGCAGAGUAGAUGUUAUUAGAUGUUUAAACUUUAAAUAAAUCCAUCCUGCCUAUAUGUCUGUAUGUGAACCAGCACUAGAACAGACCACCUGUCAACUAAGACCACUUUUUUUACCCAAUGUCUUUAAAAAGUUCUAAAUCAACAAGUUUGACUGUAAUACUCGAAAGUAUCUAAAAAAAUAUCAGUUUUAAUUUUUUUCUUUAUUUUUUUUUUGUUGUUUUUGUUUUUUCCAUCAUAAUCAUUCUUUGUGUUUUAUAUCAUUUAAUUUAUAUUUAAUCACAUAAUCAGGUUACCUUUGUUGCAAAGUAAGUGUUUAGCUAAAUCAGUGCACUUUCAAACAUCAGUAAUAAAAAAAACUUAAAAAUGAAAUGUUACUUAUUUUAAUUAAAUAUGCAUGUUGUUUAUUGUAAAAAUGAUUCACCAGGUUCUUCAAUCCAUUGUUAUAUUUACUGUUUAUUACUGUCAGCCUUGUGUAAAGCAGGUGAUAUCAAAUACAGUCAUUGCUCUGUCAAAUUGAUAUUAUCAACAAUGUCAGUAAUUAUUUUUACUCCAUCAGUUUACUGUCAGGUUAUUGAUAUAAGCUGCAUCAGUCAGUAUACAAUUGUUAACAUCAGAUUCUUCAGUAAACAGUCACAUUUCUGAAAUCAAAUCCAUCGGUAUACAGUCAAAUUGUUGAUAUCAAAUCCAUCAGUAUAAUGUGAAAUUGUUGAUAUCAAGUCCAUCAGUAUACAGUCAGAUUGUUGAUAUCAAGUCCAUCAGUUUACUGUCAAAUUGUUGAUAUCAAGUCCAUCAGUAUACAGUCAGAUUGUUGAUAUCAAGUCCAUCACUAUACAGUCAGAUUGUUGAUAUCAAGUCCAUCACUAUACAGUCAGAUUGUUGAUAUCAAAUCCAUCAGUAUACAGUCAGAUUGUUGAUAUCAAGUCCAUCAGUAUACAGUCAGAUUGUUGAUAUCAAGUCCAUCAGUAUACUGUCAAAUUGUUGAUAUCAAGUCCAUCAGUUUACUGUCAAAUUGUUGAUAUCGAGUCCAUCAGUUUACUGUCAAAUUGUUGAUAUCGAGUCCAUCAGUAUACAGUCAAAUUGUUGAUAUCAAGCCCAUCAGUUUACUGUCAAAUUGUUGAUAUCAAGUCCAUCAGUAUACUGUCAAAUUGUUGAUAUCAAGUCCAUCAGUAUACUGUCAAAUUGUUGAUAUCAAGUCCAUCAGUUUACUGUCAAAUUGUUGAUAUCAAGUCCAUCAGUAUACUGUCAAAUUGUUGAUAUCAAGUCCAUCAGUAUACAGUCAAAUUUAUUAUGAAAAUUGAUGAUAUUACUCACAAUGCAUUAUUAAAUUGAUUCCAAUGUUAAUUUGAUAUCAAAUGCAGCCCAUUUUUGAUUUGAUGUUACGGAAUCAUUUAUUUUAUCAAUAUAAAAUUCCCAGUACAUUUGCUUAUAAAUGAUAUCAUAUUCAAAGUCAACUUGUGGAGGGAUGAUAUGAAAAUAUUUACCCAGUUUUAAUAAUUAAUAUUUCAAGGAUGAAUCUACUAUAAAUUUGAUAUUACCACCUUACCCUAAUAGUAUAUAACUGUCCAGUCACUUUUGUAUUGUUUAAUAAUUUUACUGGCAUAUUGAUGUUAAAACUUUUGUAUAAUGUAUAAGAUUUUAAAUGAGAAGUUGUUUCCUGCAAAAAAAUCUUAAAUAUAAAGUAACAGUUAUAUAGAGGACAACUUAAGUAGGACUGUUCUUGUCACAAGUUAUUAUAAAGCCAGAAAGAAAUCAUGAAAGGCAUUUUAAAUGAAUUGUGUCACUGUGUGUGAUUAAAAAAUUACAAACACAUUAAAAUGGUUUUAUCACACACCCGUGCCGAUUUCGCGACUCCGUAAAUAUGGUAUUGCACGGCCGUGCAUAUAUUUUGACGUGAUGUCAUUAGCGUUAUACAAACAUAGUGUAAAGACGCGCUAAUUGUUAGCGUUAUACUAUAGGCGCGUCAAUAAAAAAUGACUCUUAUUUCACUUUAAACGGUCUUUAUUUUGGGUUUGUGAUAAAUAGAAUAUUAAAUUCGUGUAAGUUCAUUACUGAAUUUAUUGCACUCGUUGAAUAAAAUAAUAUUAUGCUCGCCAGAGGCUCGCAUAAUAUAAUUUUAUUCAACUCGUGCAAUAAAUUCAGUAUUGCACUUACACUCAUUCAAUAUCCUCUAUAUAUUAAAUUGGAAACAAACAAUGUCAUGUGAUAAAAUGCUAUCUGUUACAUUUGUAUAUUUUUUUAUAUAUUUUAUACAGAACUGUUCUGUUAUACAUUUUAUAUUUUAUAAGUUACCAUGUUAUAGCAAACCCUCUGUGUAUAUACAGGGUAAUUAAAAAGAGCAAAGAUUAUUUAUAUUAUAGAACUUUAUAUAUAUUUGUAUUUUGCAAUAAAGAUUAAUGAAAGUUAUUUGUAGGAAUUUAUAGUCAAGAAAAAUGUACUAAUAUUUCUUUACUUAUUCUUUUAAGUAUUAUUUCAAAAUCAUGAUAUGAUGAUAUUUUCAGUUGUAUAUCGUGGCAUUCAUCAACAUGUCAUGAUGUUUUCUUUAUGAAGAAUUAUUGUUUAUAACUUAUUAUAGUUACUGUAUGAUUAACUGUGACAAUUAAGCUACGUUGUUAAAGUAGGGCAUUAGGGGACUGAUAUAACACCAAAUUUCCUAAUCUGAAAUAGUCUUGUUUCUUUAAGACUAAAAAAAACAAGAAGCUGCAGAAUUUUCUUUUUUAACCUUUGAGAAGAAUAAGCUGUUUAAAACAUUAUGUUCACAUAGAUAUAUAACCUUCAGAGUUUUGUGUAAUGUAGCUUUUAAGCUUUUUUUAUAUUUCUCAAUAUUCCCUAAAAUGCCGUAAUAUAU